CUCAACUGAAGACCAUGGCACUGACCGGGAGUUGGAAGGUGGACCGGAGUGACAACUAUGACAAGUUCAUGGAAAAAAUGGGUAUCAACAUAGUGAAAAGGAAGCUUGCAGCUCAUGACAAUUUGAAACUGAUAAUUACACAAGACGGAAAUAAAUUCACAGUCAAAGAAUCAAGCGCUUUCCGAACCAUCGAAAUAGUUUUUAAUCUUGGUGUCAAUUUUAACUACAGCCUAGCGGAUGGAACAGAGCUCAGUGGGACUUGGAACCUUGAAGGAGAUAAACUUGUUGGAAAAUUCACUCGUGUAGACAACGGAAAAGAACUGAAUGCUAUCCGAGAAGUUGUAGGUGAUGAAAUGGUCCAGACUUACGUAUACGAAGGAGUGGAAGCCAAGAGAUUCUUCAAAAAGGAUUAAACCCUGUUCUUGGAGCACAGCCCGGACCACAAAUUGAAUGGAAAGUCUAUACCGUACCAGAACAGUUCUUCUCUCCUCAAGUAUAAAGUUACUGAUUAGUUCUUUUAUAAACAUUGGCUAAUAUCUUGGAUUCCCACCCCUGCCAAAAGAGAAAAAAAAAAAAGAAAGUGAAAGCUAAUUAGGAUUGAACUUGUGUUACAUUCUCUAAGAUUUAUCGAUGUUCCAAAAGAAUUUGUGACAUUUAAAAACAUGAAUAAAUACAGUCCACACAUUGCUUUAUAAGAG
This is a messenger RNA of Erinaceus europaeus (western European hedgehog), 698 nucleotides long. It is a transcript of the gene FABP2, whose product is annotated as fatty acid binding protein 2. The record is from RefSeq and is a predicted model, not a curated record. Gene Ontology annotation, biological process: fatty acid transport. The transcript is spliced from 4 exons. The coding region runs from base 15 to 413 and encodes 132 amino acids. Gene Ontology annotation, cellular component: nucleus; cytosol. Gene Ontology annotation, molecular function: fatty acid binding. Lineage: Eukaryota; Metazoa; Chordata; Mammalia; Eulipotyphla; Erinaceidae.